CAAUUCGGUCAAAACUUUGGAAAGUUUUGGACUUUUGAGUCAUUGGGGUUUGGAUUAUCUGCUAUUAUACCAUCUGGGUUUUUGUUCUUUCUCUUAUUUCUGUAUAUCUGUGUAUUGAAAGACUUUGCUUGAAUUUCCUGGACAUGCUAGAAAUGGAAAGUUUGAUUUCUACGCUUUGAAUUUCCUGGACUCUGGUAGAAAUGGAAAUUUUGAUUUCUCUUUCUGUUGCUUUCUAACCAGCUUCUUUACUUUCAGGGAUUCUCUUCUUUAUCAAAUUGGUGCAGUAGGAUUCGUAAAAUUAGGUCGAGCUUCAAGGUAGGUGAUGUUGAAAUUUGAUAUUGCAUGUUUAGAGUGCUGAGCUGAAAGAGGAGUCUGCUCUGAAAUUCGCUUUGUUGUGAAGAUGGAAUAAAUUUGUUAAAUUUCUUAAAAGUUACUGGCAUCUACAAGUCUGUGCUUCAUGGUGGUGACUGCCAGAAUACGGAGAUGCUCGCUUUACCUUUUAGUUCUGAAGCAUCGGAACUGAAUAGCAAAUCCUGUUGAGAAUGGAUAUAACUGUGUGGUUAGGUUUGCUUGUAUUGGUGCAAUUGCCAACACUCUAUGCUUCUGGUUUCCUCAUCGAGUCAGAAGUCUGUGGUGGCCUCAUUGCCUAUUCAACUUCAUCUGGCCAUGAAGUGUUUAGCAUAAAUGGGAAUUCAGUUGAAGUCUGUGGUGGCCUCAUUGCCUAUUCAACUUCAUCUGGCUAUGAAGUGUUUAGCAUAAAUGGGAAUUCAGUUGACAGAGAUCUAUUCUGUGAGGCUCUCCAAAUAUACAAUGCAAAUGGUUGUAUUCUUGAGGGCUAUCUUGGAAGUAAUCCCUGUAGAGUGGAUCUUUUAGCAGGAAGGAAACUUUUGCAAGAGGAUUCAAGAGAUGAACCGACGGUCCAUGAUCCCAAAAAGAUUUAUCGAACAGGGGGGAAUGAUUCCAAAACUGUGUCAACACCAAAAACGUUUGGUAUGGUAGCAGCCGGAGCUUUUUUAGCAUGCUGUUUGUUUCUUUGUCCCUGCUUUCAUAGGAAAAGGAAAAAUGCUGCGCACAGUGUUCUUGAAAAGGAUCCACAUUCAAAGAUGAAUGGUUCUGUUCCUGCAGUGGAUUCAACCACUUCUUUUGGAGUGAAUUCUCCUGCUGAGAAUAUAAAGGCCAGCCCUCUAAGGAUACCAGCUAGUCCUAAAUUCUCAGCGUCUCCAAAACUCUCCAGACUUGGGUCCGUACAUCUAAAUUUGAAUCAGGUUGCUCGAGCAACUCGUAAUUUCUCGCCAUCACUACAAAUAGGAGAGGGGGGGUUUGGAACAGUCUACAGAGCGCAAUUAGAUGAUGGCCAAGUGGUUGCCAUAAAACGAGCAAAGAAGGAAUACUUUGAGAAUCUCAGAACUGAAUUUAGCAGUGAAAUUGAUCUUCUUGCCAAAAUCGAUCAUCGGAAUCUUGUAAAGUUACUUGGUUAUGUUGAUAAAGGAAAUGAACGCCUUAUCAUUACAGAGUAUGUUCCAAAUGGUACUCUUAGAGAACACUUAGAUGGUAUACGUGGAAAAAUUCUGGAUUUCAAUCAACGACUUGAAAUUGCCAUUGAUGUUGCUCAUGGUUUAACUUACCUCCAUCUAUAUGCAGAGAAGCAAAUAAUCCAUCGAGAUGUUAAAGCAUCCAACAUUCUUCUGACAGAAAGCAUGAGAGCUAAAGUGGCUGAUUUUGGAUUUGCAAGGCUUGGUCCAAUGGAUUCUGACCAAACACACAUUUCGACUAAAGUGAAAGGCACAGUCGGUUACCUAGACCCUGAGUAUAUGAGGACCUAUCAACUCACUCCAAAGAGUGAUGUCUACUCAUUUGGAGUUUUACUUAUUGAAAUUAUAUCAGGGCGCCGUCCUGUGGAGCUAAAAAGACCUGUGGAUGAGCGGGUGACACUCAGAUGGGCCUUCAACAAGUUUAAUGAAGGAAGUGUAGCAGAAUUGGUAGAUCCUUCAAUGGGGGAAGUAGUAGAUGCAGAAGUACUCACGAAAAUGUUGGAGUUGGCAAUCCAGUGUGCAGCGCCCAUCAGAGCCGAUCGGCCAGACAUGAAAUCAGUGGGGGAGCAGCUUUGGGCAAUAAGAGCUGACUACGUUAGGAGUACAAGAAGAGGGUAAUUAAUUCGAGGAGUGGUCCCCUUUUUUACUCUUUUUUUUUUUAAUUUUUUUUAUAAAUUCCUUUCUACUACUUUUUAAUCCAUAUAGUUUUUUUCUUCAACUUUACCUGUAAAAAUUAUUUGCUUUUGAACAAUGUUUAUUUUUCAGUAUGUCUAUCCAUGUCCAUUGUCAUUCUUGGACAUGACGUUUGAAUAUGUAAUAUUUGUGCAAAAGAAAAGCGUAUUCACUUCCUAAA
Ziziphus jujuba (common jujube) is the source of this 2385-nucleotide messenger RNA. RefSeq names its product calmodulin-binding receptor-like cytoplasmic kinase 3. The coding region runs from base 543 to 2150 and encodes 535 amino acids. Gene Ontology annotation, molecular function: protein kinase activity; ATP binding. The record is from RefSeq and is a predicted model, not a curated record. The transcript is spliced from 7 exons. Gene Ontology annotation, biological process: protein phosphorylation. NCBI's taxonomy places the organism in Eukaryota, Viridiplantae, Streptophyta, Magnoliopsida, Rosales, Rhamnaceae.